This is a messenger RNA of Purpureocillium lilacinum, 1710 nucleotides long. RefSeq lists its product as uncharacterized. Gene Ontology annotation, cellular component: nucleus. Gene Ontology annotation, biological process: DNA-templated transcription. The record is from RefSeq and is a predicted model, not a curated record. NCBI's taxonomy places the organism in Eukaryota, Fungi, Ascomycota, Sordariomycetes, Hypocreales, Ophiocordycipitaceae. Gene Ontology annotation, molecular function: DNA binding; zinc ion binding.
AUGAUCGCCGGGACUCGGUUCGCAAAGCCGGCGCAGCAGAGAAACACAAUCCCUACUCCUAGCAAUGGGCCUUUGCCUAGCACCACGCCCUCUGCGCCAGGCAUGCCACUCACCCGUACCGCAAACAACGAAGAGUCUCCCGUCGCACUGGGCUCCUCGGCGGACGAUGUCAACGUAAACCUGCACAUUGUUGGGCCCACCGACACUAAUGACAGCCAGUUCCUGUGCGAGUACUUGGCCACUAUCCCGGAGGCUAUGCGAAGCACUCGCAUGGUAGUUCCUCAGUCAGCCGGCCGCUCCCGGCCAGUCCUCUUUACCAUGGUCCAGAAACGCCCCGUGGGCAUUAAGCUGAACCGAAGUCCAUCGGCAGAGAAGCUCGAGAUGAUCGAGAAACUGCUAGAGCCUUACCUAGCGGCACUUAUCAACGAGUUCUUUGCCAAGGCCAAUGACUGCCUCCCGUUGUUGGAUGAAGACUCAUUCCGCCACCAGUAUCAGGAGGGCAAGGAUCGGGUCUCGCCCGCGCUCCUGGCCUGUCUGUACGCCAACGCCAUCGUAUACUGGAGACACUCCGCGACACUAUCGCAACACAGAUGCCCAGACAGCAGGUUCGUGUGGAACCUGGCAAACGAGGCCCUUUACUCGGAACUUCACCUGUCGCCAGGCAUGCCCAUCAUCAAGGCAAUAUUGCUCAACAUCGGAGGCCGACCCACCACCUCGCUCAUAGGAAACGGUGUGCUGCUUGGAUCUGCGGUGUCCAUGGCACACUCACUUGGACUAAAUCACAACCCUCUACCAUGGAGCAUCCCACAGUCGGAGAAGAACCUUCGCAUGAAGCUUUGGUGGGCUCUCCUGAUCCAUGACAGGUGGAUAAGCUUAGCACACGGCACGCCACCGCGCAUCGCACGGGAUCAGUACGAUGUCCCAACGCCGCUGCUGGAACAUCUCUGCGACGCAGACGCGACGGAUAGACGUGUGCGGACAGCGACGGUCUUCAUGGCACUAUAUGGCCUGACGGACGUACUAGACCGCCACCUGCAGCAUGUCUACUGUGCCGGGCGAGACUCGUCGUGGGACACGUCCAAACUUGAGCUCGCGCUCAACAGCUGGGUUGAGUCGCUGACAGGGAGCACGCGACUGAUAAUACUGCGCGGGUCGCAUCUGGACAAUCCAGGUGCGGCUAAUCUGCGCCUCGCGUACCUUACGACGCGCCUCCUGUUGCAGCGCAUCCAGCUUGAGUCGGACAAGCAGUCGUACAGCGCCGACAACCAACACCUCUUGAACCGCUACAUACAGGCGCGGCGGACUUCGGAGGAAAUAUUGCUUCUAGUUCAGGAGCUGCAGCCGCAACACCUCGGUGAUUUUUGGAUGUCAGUCAGCGCCUUUUCGUUUCCCGCGACCGUGAACUUCCUUCUACGUUGUGCUCUCGAGUCGGAGAGCUCGCUCGCGGGUUUGGCGCAAAGCACGUCGUUCCGCAUCGCGAGGGAUCUAGUCGCAACACUGCAGAGUCACCACGACAAGUAUUCGUGGGACUUGGCGGACGUGUGUCUGGCGCAGCACGCAGAGGUGGUGGACAAGAUGCUGCGUGGCAUAGCGCCGGACGACUCGGGUGGCCGGAGCAGCGGAAGCCUUGACGACUGGCCAACGCCUGACGCGUCACUGAUUGACCAGAUAUUUCCCAGCCUCUGGGAUUCCAUGCAGAAUGUCUGGUAG